Molecule: messenger RNA, 1417 nt
Organism: Xenopus laevis (African clawed frog)
Lineage: Eukaryota; Metazoa; Chordata; Amphibia; Anura; Pipidae
Gene: naif1.S
Product: nuclear apoptosis inducing factor 1 S homeolog
Exons: 2
Coding region: 74-976 (300 amino acids)
Cellular component (GO): nucleus
Source: RefSeq, marked provisional
UUCGUUUCUCCCGUCCUUCCCAGAUUACGCAAUUUACGUAUAAAGGCCUAUUCCACAUCGCUGGCUAAGGGCCAUGGCUACGCCAGCCAAGAAGCGUAAAAUGAACUUUUCUGAGCAAGAAGUGGAGAUCAUCCUGGAAGAGAUGGAGAAGCAGAAGCACAUCCUCAUUAACCACUUCAAUGCUGGGGUGCCUCUGGUGACCAAAAGCAACGCCUGGCACGACAUCCUGAAGCGCGUCAAUGCCAUCAGCACGUGCCACCGUGAGCUGGCCGAGGUCAAGAAGAAGUGGUCUGAUCUGAAGACUGAGGUGCGAAGAAAGAUGUCGCAGGCACGGUUGGCGGUGGAAGGUGAAGGCGAUGUGGGCACGGCCCCGGUCAUGCUCACCCCCAUGCAGCAGCGCAUAUGUAACUUGCUGGGCGAGAGCGCAAUACUAACCCUUCCGUCCGACAUACCUGGCCAAGUGGGGAUCAACUCGCCUGGCAGCAUGGCCUUGUCCCAAAUUGCACCAGAGACAACGUUUCACGCCCUAGAAGAGAAUGUGGUGGAGUACUGCACCACAGAGACAGCUACAACGGUAACCACAGAUGCCCCCGUAGGAAUCAUAUCUCCUUCUCAUGAAGUCUCUGUAAAACCCCAAGAGCUGAAGAAUCGAAUUGCUCUGAACUCUGCCCGGCUCCUGCAGGAACAGCGCGUGACCAACCUCCAUGUAAAGGAGAUAGCUCAGCACCUCGAACAACAGAACGACAUCCUGCACAUGAUUCGCCGUUCCCAGGAAGUGCAAGCCAGUGCUCAGGAACGACAAGCGCAGGCCAUGGAGGGAACUCAAGCAGCAAUCAGUGCCCUCAUCCAAGUUCUAAGACCAAUGAUCAAGGAUGUUCGCAGGUUUCUGCAGAGUAGGGUCCCUAACUCGACUGGGGCCAAUGACUGUGACGGUUCUGCAGCUCAAAAUGGACAAUCAGAUAGUAUAAAUCAGUAAAAGGCGAUGGACACCCUGGAGAAUUCAUAAGUGUAUUGUAACCGCAAGCAAGGUGCAAACAGAUCUUCUCAAGCAUGUGGCAGAAGGUGCUACAUACACCACAUUAUUAGUCUUAUUUCAGAGGUUCGUCCUGGAAAGGGAAUAUUUUUUUAAAUAGAAUACAAACUUUAUGUUUUUCUUAAGGUUUCUAAAGGCAGAACUUUCUGCAAUUCAGUAACCAUUGCAUGGAAUAUGGCUUGCAUUGAGAAUAUUACUGCUGUGCUUUAAUACCAAGAAGAAAGAGAACUACAGAUUAAAAGGAGACUAAACACCUUUUAAUGUUUGGAAUGUUCACCGUGUCCCAAUGUUAUAGGACAUUUGUGACUCCGAAUCAACAUCUUCCAGACUGUUUGGAGUACUGUUAAUGAUUUUGUUUUUUAAAUAAAGCCACUCUUCUCUUUG